This is a messenger RNA of Pseudoliparis swirei, 1029 nucleotides long. RefSeq names its product C-C chemokine receptor type 2. NCBI's taxonomy places the organism in Eukaryota, Metazoa, Chordata, Actinopteri, Perciformes, Liparidae. The record is from RefSeq and is a predicted model, not a curated record. The transcript is spliced from 3 exons. Gene Ontology annotation, biological process: chemotaxis; G protein-coupled receptor signaling pathway; immune response. Gene Ontology annotation, molecular function: chemokine receptor activity. Gene Ontology annotation, cellular component: membrane.
AAUAUGAACAUGUCAGAGGACAAGCUCUCGGACUACGAUGACAAUUACAUCUGCGAUGAGGAUCAGGGUCCAGAAUUGCAGAAUGGAUCCACGGUCAUGCUGGUUUUUUACUACAUGGUGUUUUGUCUAAGUGUGAUAGGCAACACCACGGUGCUCUGGGUUCUCCUCCGGUACAUAAAGCUGAAGACGAUGACGGACGUAUGCCUCCUCAACUUGGCCCUGUCUGACCUCAUACUGGCUGUAACUCUGCCACUCUGGGCCUACAAUUAGCCAAACCUGGCGUCAUGCAAACUGAUGACAGGAGGCUAUCAGCUGGGUUUCUACAGUGGGACCUUGUUUGUGACCCUAAUGAGCGUGGACUGCUACCUGGCCAUCGUCCAAGCCGUCGCAGCCAUGCGAGCCCGGACACUUCGCUACGGAGUCAUAGCCAGCAUCACAAUCUGGCUUAUUUCUGUCAUCAUGGCACUGCCUGGGGUGACGUUCGCUUCUUUGGAGAUGUACGAAGACAACAACAGCUCCGAGUGCCAGCCGCUGUACCCAGAGGACCGGCAGCUCUUUUGGAAGAUACUGCGAAACUUCAGCGAGAACAUAGUGGGCCUUUUCAUUUGCCUCCCCAUCAUGAUCUUCUGCUAUGUGAAAAUCCUGGUUGUGUUGUCCAGGUGCAGGAACGCCAAAAAGGAUCGAGUUGUGAAGCUAAUAUUCACCAUAGUGUGUGUGUUUGUGGUGUGCUGGGUCCCCUACAACGUCACAGUCUUCCUUCAAACACUGCAGCUGUUUCUGGACAUCCUGGACACAUGUAAGGCUUCAAAAAGCAUCAACUCCGCCGUGCACGUUGCUGAGAUCAUUGCACUGUCUCACUGCUGUGUGAACCCAGUCAUCUAUGCUUUUGUAGGGGAGACGUUUAGGAAGUCACUGGGCAAUGUGUUGCCUAGAUACCUCUGCUGGAGUCAUGAGAGCAGAAGGACUGUCAGCACCAGAGACACCAUGGAGAAAGAGACUUCCAACACACCUGUAAAAUCAGAUUAUUAA